AUGUAUUUAAAAGUCAUAUUUAGAGACGAAGAUCACACAUAUUGGAGACCUGAUUUCUCAUCAAAAACAACGAUCAGGUGCCAUGUAGUCUUUUUCAAAAAAAAAAAAAAAAAAAGGGUUUUUAGUGUAUUUUCAUUCUCCUUUGCUAACACUUGGUUUCAGAUACACACUAUCAGUAACGUUAUUACCGCCGCAGCUAUGUCUGAUAAUAUAAAUAGAAGGAACUCUCAUAGAUGGAUAUCUGUGUCGAAAGGUAACUAUGAUGGUACAGAGUGGGAAAGCGAUAAUUCAGGAGAUGAAUCUAGCCAUAUUUCAAUAUGUAAGGUUGCCGAAGUACCUUUGCUGCCUGUGCUAAAUACUACGAUGGCACAAGGUUCUAAUUAUAAUCUGACUUCGUUGCCGUCAGAUAUAGAGCCGACAGAAGCCAAGAGUUUCUCUCUAUCAACAAAUACAUAUUCUGAAGAUUCCAUGGGUUUGAGGAUUAAUAACAAUGAAGAAGUUGUACAACGGAAGGGCUCAAAAACUAAAAGAACUUCUGUAAAACCUGUAAUUCUUUCCGUGCAAAAUGUUAAUAAAGAUUUGGAGUCUUUGAUGGAUGAAAUUUCGAAAGAGCUGUCACCUAGAGUUGGUGAUUCAGUAGAAACAAUAAGGAAUCCAGCUAGUCCAAAGAAAGAGAAUGGAACUAGCUUCCAAGAUACAGGAUUUGCAACUGUUCGACCAACUGGGAAUAGUUACAUACAACUCGGUGAGCGCUCUAAAGAAGAUGGGAAUGAAGUUUUAGGGCAAUCUGAUGCUGAUGUUGAAAGUGAUGUUGAAAAUAAGAUAUCAAAUCACUCAAACUUCUCCAAUCAUGAGAAUAAAUCGCACAAAAAAGACACUCCUAGAAAAUCCACCAAAAGGAAAUCUAGUGUCAUAAAAACUAAAACUAGAGCAGCGGCUCGUCGUUCGCUGGCUGAGAUUUCCAUCAAAGGAGACGAUAUUAACUCUACUGAUGGUAACGUACCCAAUCCUGCACAAAAUGAUGAGAACUCCUCUGAUAAUCUCCCAAGAGGUGAUAUUAACCUACCUGUGUUACCUUUAGAAAGGGCUAUGAAUUUCGAAAAAACCAAAGAAAAAGAGUCUCCCGUAAAAACACAGAGGCUCUCAAUUGUGAAUUUAGACCAGGUAGAAUGUUCAAGUUCAGAUGACGAAACUAGUAGCUCGAUCGCAACUUCAAUUACUGCUGUACCUCAAGUUAUUGUGAAUCCCGAAUUUCUACCGACGACAGAUACAUCCUUACAAGGUGCUGGUAAGAAGUUAACAUCAACUGGAGAUCAAAUAAAUGCUUACAUUGAAGAGAGCCCAAAUGAAGACAAAGGAGGGGAUGCUUUAGCUGCUACACUACCACCACAACUUGAUACGCAUGCCAAUAGAUAUCUGUUUUUGAAACAGUCCCUUCCUGAUCGAGAGUCGGAAAACUCAGAUGCUAAUAGCCAAUUAGCACAAUUUGAAAGUUUUGACGAAGCAGAUGAGGUGAAUACUUCAGAUGUAGAUGAUACGGAAUCAACCUGGGAGGGAUUUCCUACUGCUGGUGAUGACAACGAUAAUGACGACCUGCAAUCGGUAAUGGAUACAAGAACAAUUUACGAUAACCAAACUAUUUUUAAUGUCCCAGGGAUUCUGGCACCCCAACAUGAGCUGCCUCCACUGCCCUCUAUUGUUCCGGACUUCCAAAACCAACAGGAGAUUGGAAAUGAUUAUAUUGCUAAAACGGAACCAAAUGUAAUGCAUACGACAGCUAAUAACAAGCUUAAAGAUGAAAACGAUGGAGUAUCACUGCAAUCAUCCAAUUUAAGAAGUCAUUCACAUAAUUUUGAGAAUGAAAAAACUGCCCAUCACCAAAUUAAGACUAAUUUUAUUCCUUAUAUGGAUACAAAUGCCCUUCUGAACAGUGAUCGUCCACAUUCUGUGAAGAUAGAACAGCUUAAUCAGCAUAUGAAAGAACUUUCUAUGUAUGAUACUAAUCUCAGGGAGUGGAUAAGUUAUGCUUUAAGUUCAACUCAAAAUUCAAAUGAAACGAUUUUCGAUGAAUUCAAGUUAAAUAAACAUGCUAGGGAUGCCCAGCUGCACAUUGAAGAAGUUAGUAAACUCCAAAGUGUAACUUCAGCCGUUCGUAAAAAGGCCUUCUCACAUAGCGUAAAAGUUGGUGCUAAAGGAUUUCUAUCUUCAUUCGGUAAAAAGUUGUAG
Molecule: messenger RNA, 2226 nt
Organism: Eremothecium sinecaudum
Lineage: Eukaryota; Fungi; Ascomycota; Saccharomycetes; Saccharomycetales; Saccharomycetaceae
Gene: FYV8
Product: Fyv8p
Exons: 1
Coding region: 1-2226 (741 amino acids)
Source: RefSeq, a predicted model, not a curated record